Molecule: messenger RNA, 1507 nt
Organism: Cajanus cajan (pigeon pea)
Lineage: Eukaryota; Viridiplantae; Streptophyta; Magnoliopsida; Fabales; Fabaceae
Product: Putative adipose-regulatory protein (Seipin)
Biological process (GO): lipid storage; lipid droplet organization
Cellular component (GO): endoplasmic reticulum membrane
Source: RefSeq, a predicted model, not a curated record
UCCUUCUCAUGUCUAUUCUUCCCUCCCAACUAGUCCUUAUCUCUCUAUGAAACUGCACUCCACUCCACUCCUUCUCCAUGGAGGAACGCCAAAAAGAAGGUUUUAUUUUGCCCACACCAAUGGCAAAACUGAUAUCUUUUCAAACGGAUUUGCUCUUCAACGGUCUGGCUUUUGUCUUUUCCCCGAUCCACUCUCUUUUUCCAGUGGCUCCACAGUCCUACCACCGAGCUGAGGAGACCAGAGACAAUGCUGAAUCAGCGGUGCAACGUGUUCCUUCUCAAAUGACUCAUGGCAGCACUCACUUGCUGAAGAAACUGGGACUUAGCUUUCUGACCGCUGCGUAUGUGUGCAUGCUUCUGAUUUUGGUUCUAUUUCUGGCUACCGUGGUGGGUGUUGGUUUGGUUCGGUUCUGGGUGGAGGAACCCGUGUCUGUUAAGGAAAAUCUGCAUUUUGAUUACACUGAAGCUCACCCUACAGCUGUGUUUUUGUUCAACGGAUUUACCAGCUUUAAGGGCCAACUCAAGAAAAAGCACAUAAGUGUCCCACUUGGUCACACAUUUUUCGCUUCUUUGGUUCUAGUGAUGCCUGAAUCUGACUUCAAUAGGGAUCUUGGCGUGUUUCAGUUGAAUGCAGAACUCUUAUCUGAGAAUGGAAAAGUGAUAUCAAAUUCUAGCCAGCCAUGCAUGUUGAGGUAUAGAAGCUCCCCGGUUCGACUAGCCCGAACCGCUAUGAUGGGCGUGCCUCUGGUACUGGGAAUCUCAGGGGAGACUCAGAACAUUAAUGUAGAAAUCUUGAGGCACAAAGAAGACUAUAGAAGAAGCCAUGCUAUUAAAGUAACUCUGCAUCCAAGAGCAGGAUCAUCAUCUCUUCCACAGCUAUAUGAAGCUGAAGUUGUGAUGAAGUCCCAUCUGCCUUGGACUAAAGAGUUGGUCCGAAAUUGGAAGUGGACCUUUUAUGUUUGGGUCUCCUUGUAUGUCUACAUUGGGCUACUUAUGCUUCUCCUAUGUUGUUAUAGGCCACUCAUUUUUCUAGGGAUACCACAGUUGUUCAGUGAUCAUAGAGUGAGACAAUUCACUAGUGAACAUAACGAAUUACAAGCCGGGGAAUUAGGAGAUGAAAGUGAGGCUUCUGAGUUGUUGAGGAAAUGGAGAAGAAGCAGAAGAAAGAGAAAAACUCCCACCCUGGAACAUGAGGGUGUUCCAGAAACCUUUGUUGGUUCAUCAGCAUCCAGCAUUAGCAUGACUACUAAAGAAGAUGUUACCAGUGUGGAACAGGAUGUUGAGGACUCUGAAUCGGUGUGCAUAGGUUAGAGGGAUGAUAAAUUGGUCUUGAGUAAGUUUUUUUAUUAUGGUUGUUUGCAAGUGUGUGAUCUUUUGUAAUCUGCCACUGCAUGUUAUUAUGGUUUCAAAAAGUAACAUUUUGCACAAUAAUGUCACAACACUUCUGUUAGUGUAUCUAGAAACAUUGCAUUACAUAUAUAUAUUAUAUGUUGGCUUGUGACAUGAAA